Anguilla anguilla (European eel) is the source of this 1938-nucleotide messenger RNA. Its product is annotated as E3 ubiquitin-protein ligase TRIM62. Gene Ontology annotation, biological process: innate immune response; positive regulation of canonical NF-kappaB signal transduction. Gene Ontology annotation, molecular function: zinc ion binding; protein binding. Lineage: Eukaryota; Metazoa; Chordata; Actinopteri; Anguilliformes; Anguillidae. The record is from RefSeq and is a predicted model, not a curated record. The transcript has 7 exons. Bases 495 to 1922 code for a protein of 475 amino acids.
GUUCCUUCCUGGUUAGACAGGCACUUACUUGCGUCGGGGAUGUAGCAAGCUUGGAGCUGUUGGUCCUGACAGGAGGAGGAGGUAGCGCCAGAGUUGACUGCAACGAAUUAUGCGAAGAGAUGUAGGUUACUCCUCACAGGAAACCGGUGUCGAUUAGAAAAAUCUAACAGAACUGUUGCAAACACCCGGAGCGACGCGGCAUUCAAUGGAGCAAACGGGACAAAGUGAAACCCUGUAGUCUCAUCGCAAGUAUCUUCACCGCGGCGGAAAGGAAAAUAUGUCAUCCACAGAGAACCUAUGAAGUUUUCGGAUUUUAUAUACAUAAAUUGAAUAAGAACUGCUUUGCAAUUCUUCCUAAACAUUUAUUUUUCAAGCAAGCCAAACUGUCAGCUUAUUUGCCAUUCCUGUAUUAAAUAGCCUAUCCUAUUUUCCACUAGAUAAUUAGUAUAUGAAUUAGCAUUAGCCUGUACGCAAGCAGAUCUUUUACUUACGAGAUGGCUUGUAGUCUGAAAGACGAACUUCUGUGUUCUAUUUGCCUGAGUAUUUAUCAAGAUCCAGUUAGUUUCGGCUGCGAACAUUAUUUCUGCCGAAAAUGCAUCACGGAACACUGGAGCCGACAAGAGCACCAUGGGGCGCGGGACUGUCCGGAAUGCCGAAGAACAUUCGCCGACCCGCUGCUGUCUCCUAGCCUCAAGCUGUCCAACAUCGUGGAGAGGUAUUCCGCCUUCCCGCUGGAUGCCAUUCUCAACGCUCAGAGGAACUCUUAUCCAUGUAAGGACCACGAGAAAGUGAAGCUUUUCUGUCUCAGCGACAAGAGCUUGGUCUGUUUCUUCUGCGACGAACCAGCACUGCACGAGCAGCAUCAAGUGACCACCAUUGAUGAAGCAUUCGAAGAAAUCCAGAGGGAGAUGAAGGAGCAGCUGGCCACCCUGCAGGACAGUGAAGUGGGGCACACUGAGGCUCUGAAGCUGCUCCAGAGGCAGCUCACCGAAACCAAGUCCUCUGCGAAGAGCCUGCGGGCGACGAUCGGCGAGGCGUUCGAGCGGCUGCACCGCUUCCUGCGGGAGCGGCAGAAGAGCAUGCUGGAGGAGCUGGAGGCGGACACGGCGCGCACGCUCUCCGACAUCGAGCACAAGAUCCAGCGCUACAGCCAGCAGCUGCGCGACGUCAAGGAGGGCAUCCAGAUCCUGCAGGAGCGCCUCAACGACACCGACCGGCACGGCUUCCUGGAGGGCGUGGCCCUCACCUCCGAGAGAAUUAAAGGGAAGAUCCACGAAACCAACCUCACGUACGAAGAUUUCCCGACAUCGAAGUACAUGGGACCCCUGCAGUACACAAUAUGGAAGUCUCUCUUCCAGGAUAUCUCACCAGUGCCGGCCGCCCUGACGCUGGACCCCAUCACGGCGCACCAGAGGCUCAUCCUGUCGGACGACUGCACCAUCGUGGCGUACGGGAACCUGCACCCCCAGCCGCUGCAGGACUCGCCGCGCCGCUUCGACGUGGAGGUGUCGGUGCUGGGGGCCGAGGGCUUCGGGUCGGGCGCCCACUACUGGGAGGUGAUGGUGUCGGAGAAGACCCAGUGGAUGAUCGGCGUGGCCAGCGAGGCGGUCGCCCGCAAGGGCAGCAUCCAGAUCCAGCCCAGCCGCGGCUUCUACUGCAUCGUCAUGCACGACGGCAACCAGUACAGCGCCUGCACCGAGCCCUGGACCCGCCUCAACGUCAAGAGCAAGCUGGAGAAGGUGGGCGUCUACCUGGACUACCCCAAGGGCCUGCUGGUCUUCUACAACGCGGAGGACAUGUCCUGGCUCUACACCUACAGGGAGAAGUUCCCGGCCAAGCUCUUCCCCUACUUCAGCCCGGGACAGAGCCACGCCAACGGCAAGAACGUGCAGCCGCUGAGGAUCAACACGGUCCGCCUGUGAGCGGCGGGGGGGCAUG